Molecule: messenger RNA, 1905 nt
Organism: Penicillium chermesinum
Lineage: Eukaryota; Fungi; Ascomycota; Eurotiomycetes; Eurotiales; Aspergillaceae
Product: Cupredoxin
Exons: 10
Coding region: 1-1905 (634 amino acids)
Molecular function (GO): oxidoreductase activity; copper ion binding
Source: RefSeq, a predicted model, not a curated record
AUGCUAUCGAUCCCAACCGUUGUUCGAUUGACGACCCUCCUCCUGGUGGGAGGGCCUCAAUUAUGCAAUGCGGUUCUUCGCCAGUACAAUUUCACUAUUCAUAGUGGGAGAAACGCUCCUGAUGGAGUUUCUCGGCCGGUUUAUCUCAUCAACGGGCAGCAGCCUGGUCCUCUCAUCGAGGUUGAGGAGGGCGAUGAGCUUGAAGUGUUUGUGACGAACAACUUGCCGGUGGAAAAUACCAUCCAUUGGCAUGGUCUUCUCCAACACGGGACACCCGAGAUGGACGGUCCCCCGGGGUCACGCAGGUUGUAUCCAAUUCCUCCGGGCGGCAAUUUCACAUACCGAUUUUCCGUGGGAGACCAAUACGGCUUCUACUGGUACCAUUCACACUUUCGGGCAUACUACGAUGACGCUAUCCGCGGACCGCUCCUUAUCCACCCGGCCACCAAUCGUUCUCGGCCGUUUGAGAAAUUGGCCGGGGAUAAUAGCGCAGAUUUGGCAAAUAUUCUACAAGCUGAAAAUAGCGCAACGAACAUCCUCCUGAAUGACUGGACCCAUGAGACGUCCGACACUAUAUACCGUCGGUACAUUGAGACUGGCGCAUUCCCGUUCUGUGUUGACAGCCUCAUUGCGAACGGCCAAGGGAGACUCCAUGAGUACGACGAGCUCGACCGACAUGCCGACCUCCAGCUCCAUGGAUAUGGGAAGUAUGAUGGCACGAGACAUGUCAAUGCCGACCUCUACGUCGUCCCCAAUGACCUCGGAGACCACGAUGGUCUCAAUGCCUCCCUCAAGUGCAAUGUCUUUCAUGUCAGAUGUGCCUCUUACUCCUCGCGGCUCCCACUGUUGACAAUCCCUACCAAUACCACCCAAAGUUGGCUGGCUCUCAAUCUUGUCAAUUCAGGGUCCAUCAGUGAUCUCAGUGUAUCGUUGGAUGCGCAUUCUCUUUGGGUCUUUGCUGCAGAUGGACUUUAUGUUACACCCCAGGAAGUUCAGGUGACUUAUGCUGUCGAUGCCAUAUUCCACGUGACACUGCUGACGAAAGGAUGGCUCAGGCUUGAUCAAAAGCCGGGAGACUACUAUCUCCGAUUUGCUUCGUAUCCGACCGGUGAUAUGCAACAAGUCAUCGAAGGCCAAGCCAUCGUGUCGUACAGCGGACAAAAUAUGACGACUACGGCUAUGACCAUGGCACCGCCGAUUAAGGAAGAUCCGAUGUCUACAUGGAUGUUUCUUAACGGUUCAGCAAUGGCCAACGCAACGGCGCUCGAUGCGACUUCACUUGAACCCUUUAUAAGCAUUGCACCACCUAUAGGAGCGGCGGAUGUGACCAAACAUUUUACCAUCAAUGAGACGGGUAUUGUCACAUGGGUGAUGGACGGGAAUCCAUAUACGGAACCAACAGUGCCGAUUCUCUACGGCAACACCUCCGAUGGAUGGCUAGCCAACACUACGAUACAGUUGCCCAUCAAUUCGACAAUCGAUAUCAUCUUGAAGAUAGCCCACGAUUCCAUGGACAUGAUGGGCCAUCCGAUACAUUUGCAUGGCCACAAGUUUUGGAUCUUGGGCUCUGGCACUGGAGAUUUCUCUUAUGCAUCGGUGCUCGACGUACCCCAGGGUGUGCUCAACCUUCAUAACCCAGUGUAUCGUGAUACGGCAGAUAUUCCUGCAUCCGGAUGGCUUGCGAUCAGAUUCGUCACCGAUAAUCCCGGAAGCGGCUUCGCGUUGGUCUUUGUUGAAGGUGCCAACGAAAUACAGGGAGUAGUUAAGGCGACGAACUCGACGAACACACCAGCUUUACCUAGUAGCACGACGAGGAACACCGGUAUAUCACGGUACAAUCCGGCUAAUCUCCAAUACUUCAUCCUUUUGAUCACAGCUUGGACGGUGCUCAUGACAAACUGUUGA